GACGACCAUCACAAACGUCAUGUUGGUGGUCAUGUUUAAGGGGGGUUAUCGCGUUUUCACAAUCAGAUGUGAUUCAUUUAAUUUAAAAUAAUAACUUCAACAAUUAAUGCUGACAAGCAGAUGACAAAGUAUUUAGUAAAAUGCGUUGCAAACAAUGUGGCUCGUCAUUUCGCCUUUCGAUAUGGAUAAUGCAGUGUGGGGAAUGCAAGGAACAAUAUUGUACCAAAUGCAUGAAACGGAUGAAUGGGAUCUGUUAUUGCGAGAAAUGCACUAUUUUAAUCACCCGACCGCCUGACAUAAACAAACUGAUGAAACUGAAAUCCAAAGAUUUACAAGAAUAUUUGAAUCGUCACAAUGUGACUACUUUUGGUCUAGUUGAAAAACGUGAAUUGGUAGAUUUAUUGUGUAACAGGACAAUUCCAGUCAAGAAUACCAAAAGUUCCACAGUUUUAAACAAGAUUUUCAGUAAUUUUGAGUCAGUUUUGAGUUUGCCAGACAGAAUAAAUGGCCAAGAAAGCAGGAGGUCCCCUCCUGAACGUCCAGUAUUUGCAGCAAGCAGCUCAGGGAAUCUCUUUACUGAUCCAAGAUUUAGUCAGAGUCAGAAUUCAAACACUUUACCGAAAGAACGGCGGGCGCCCCCUCCACGGCCGCCUCAGCCGUCACUAAGUCCUGACCCACCUCAACCAACAACAUCGACGGCCGAAUCAAGUCCUAUUUUACGAAAAAUUCCGAAAUUGGCUGAUUAUGUCACUGUUGAGGAAUUAGGAAAUCUCUCAGCAAAGGAAUUGAAGACUUUGUUGGCUUACAAUAGGGUUGAUUAUAAGGGAUGCGUUGAGAAAAGCGAAUUGUUGGAAAAGGCUGAGCGUUUGUGGCAAGACAAUAUGAAACAUAAACAGGAAUUGCCAGAAAAUGUUGAAGAUUUGUGCAAGUUGUGUAUGGAUGCGCCACUGGACUGUGUUCUUUUGGAAUGCGGACAUAUCGCCACUUGUAUCAAUUGUGGCAAGAAAUUGGCAGAAUGUCCGAUUUGCAGACAGUAUGUUUCUAGAGUAGUGAGAACAUUCAAAGCUUAGUUAAGAUAAAAAGUGGUGAUGAAAUUGUGACAAAAUUCAAAUUUAGUUGUUAGGUGGAUUAAAGUUUAUUACGUGUUAUGUCUCUAAUGUUUAAAGUCGUUUCAUGUUUCUACAGUCCUUUUAAUUCAAAAAUAUAGUCUUUAUACAA
Tribolium madens (black flour beetle) is the source of this 1218-nucleotide messenger RNA. RefSeq names its product E3 ubiquitin-protein ligase rififylin. NCBI's taxonomy places the organism in Eukaryota, Metazoa, Arthropoda, Insecta, Coleoptera, Tenebrionidae. Gene Ontology annotation, molecular function: ubiquitin protein ligase activity. The transcript has 4 exons. Gene Ontology annotation, cellular component: plasma membrane; cytoplasm. Gene Ontology annotation, biological process: negative regulation of extrinsic apoptotic signaling pathway via death domain receptors; proteasome-mediated ubiquitin-dependent protein catabolic process; protein K48-linked ubiquitination. The record is from RefSeq and is a predicted model, not a curated record. Bases 141 to 1070 code for a protein of 309 amino acids.